Messenger RNA from Cryphonectria parasitica EP155, 4011 nucleotides. RefSeq lists its product as uncharacterized. Gene Ontology annotation, biological process: siRNA processing. Gene Ontology annotation, molecular function: RNA-directed RNA polymerase activity. The record is from RefSeq and is a predicted model, not a curated record. The transcript has 2 exons. Gene Ontology annotation, cellular component: nuclear RNA-directed RNA polymerase complex. Lineage: Eukaryota; Fungi; Ascomycota; Sordariomycetes; Diaporthales; Cryphonectriaceae. The coding region runs from base 1 to 4011 and encodes 1336 amino acids.
AUGAACACUUCCCAGGGCCAAGGCCAAGCGCGAGCGCAGCCCCACCCACGAGAAGAUCUGCACCGCUUCGUGAAUGAGCUCAAUGUUCGCUACAACAUCGGCAUCCCGAUUCCUGAUCCUGGUCUCACUCCAGCCAUGCGGAGAGAGACCGAGGAUGCUGCCGGGAGGAUCUACAGACGUCUUGAGACCCAUUUCUUCAUGGGAGGGCUAAGUACGCUCAACGACCUCCUCGUCAACUUUGACUAUGAGGCCAAGGGCUUCUGGUCGAAUUGGGUCCAGAAACCCGGCGCCGAUCCCAGUACCCUUCCACAGACUGCACAACCACCUCUUGCCGCCAGUCUUGUGCAGAGGGACUGGCUUCAGACCAUUUUCAACCGCCUCCUUGAUGAGGCGAAGCCGAACACACGAGAACCUAGAGUCUUUGCAAGGACAAGAAGCGGGCCUAGCGCCUUCGCUGCAUCCUCUUCACGAGGCAGUUUGGCCGUCUCUGACGGCGCGACGCUUGACCCUCUCAAGAGGCGCCAGGAUGACUUACAGGCCGACAAUCCCGCUAAGAGACGGAAGGCCGCUGCUGUCCAGGACUCAGCUGCUUCCACUUCCGCUUCUACCUCGGCCUCCGCACCCAGUCGUCCCGGGCCACGUGCUGAUACAGGUCGUGUCGAUGUGUCUGGCCCUUCAAGUGCUGCAGUGGCUGCACCACCAGCCUUGUACAGGCCCGGAACAGAGCCUGCUUCUAGGUCAUUCGCCUCAGUGAGCACUGCUGAAACGUCUUUUCACUCAGCGAUCUUCUCCGAUGCCGAUCAGCCAAUACCUACCCAAGACACUGUGGAGGUAAGUAUGCCGGAGCAGUAUCAGCAAACACAAUGUUCCCAACAAUCGUAUGUUGACACACCGUCCUCGGGGACGCAAGCUGCCCUUCUGAAAUUGUUUCAAGAAUAUGAAGAUCUUGCCUCCAAGCCGAGUGGUAAAGACCCAUCAUCAUCCACCAUUGAGCCGUCAGAUGCCGUGAUUUCGUCCGGACCAGCAGAUGGCUUCGUCUCUGCGACCGAGAGAGUCGGCGCGAAGGAAAUUGUCACAGCAGAGGAAGGUGUUCCCGUCAUGCAACAGCGAUUGCGAGGUGUGUGGCCAAAAUGUCCUAGCUGGUUGCGAGCCGCCCCAUUUCCAGUGGUCUGGGAAGUAACAAGGGUUGCUCAAAGCUGCAAUGUGGAUCUAAUGACAGUGGCAAAUCUUCAAUACGACAAGGAAUGGCACGAGCAGAAAGCUCUGCGGAGGGCUCUGUGGAGGCAUGAGGCCUUUCAGGGCAAGGCCUUCCCAGAGCCUUCAAUGGACGCGGCCUGGGCUGCUAGUAUUGAUCCGUCCACUUGUCUGUUCGACCAACAGGUUGUUUAUUCGGCAUCUUUGGACCUGAUAAGGUCGGUUCCGAAUGUUCGUUUCUCCAUGCAGCCGUUGAAGCUGGAGCGAUCACAUCGGCUGGCACGCCAGUUUGGAGCCGAUCGCUUUCUGGAGCUGCUCUUGCCCUCGCCCGACUCGUCCAACCUGCGGGCUUACAUCAGAGACGAUGGUUCCUUCUUUAAUGCCGUCGUCGCAUGGUUAUCAGAUGACCAUGCCUUGUGUGGACGUAUGUGGAAGGCAUUCUAUACCAAGAGCGGUGGGUCGCGGAAGCCCCAGAAGGACCUACAGAUCGGACCAGAUCCGAGGCCAGUCUACAAGGAUCGCAUUUUCUUCUUUGCCGAGAAGAGUCAGAGUGAUAACUCUUUCGAACGAGUAUCGCUGCUCAUGAUGCUGAGAUGGGCCCUGAAUAUUCGCAACCACAAAAACAGGUCCCAGCCUGCAUUAAAGUUGUUUCAGAGAAUAUCACUUGUCCUCAGCAGAACUAGCCCGACAGUCAUCUUCGAACCCAGCCAGAUGAGGCAUUACCUAGAGGACAUUGUCUCCCCCACAGGCAAGGUCAUGAAUGACGGCAUUGCCAGAAUGUCACCCGCAGUCGCAAAGGCGAUCCGGGAUCGUCUUGGGCUUUUGACUAUCCCUUGUGCCAUCCAAGGCCGCCUCGGCAGUGCCAAGGGCAUGUGGAUCGUCAGCGAGGCUCCAGGGGCCCCUUUCAGCGACGAGAUCUGGAUAGAGACAUAUCCUUCUCAGCGGAAGUGGGAGCUGGACUGGGGAAAGGCUGACCCUCAGCACCGGACGCUGGAGAUACGCAGCUACGCCUCGAUGCCCAAGCCGGCGAGCUUCAAUCUUCAGUUUCUUCCUGUUCUUGAGGAUAGAGCUCCUGAUAAGGGCCUGAUGAGAGAAGCAGUCGGGAGCUUGCUUAAGGAUAACCUUCAGAGAGACCUAGAUGGACAGAAGAAGGCGCUGCAAUGCCCUCUUCAAUUCCGACAGUGGUGCCAUGAGAAUUCUAGGCACAAAUUCGACCGGAUUGUUCAUGGCCACGUACCAUAUCAGGGUGGCUCGCCUGUGGAGGACGAGGAACUCAUGAACAGUAUGCUUGAUGCUGGCUUUGAGCCCAAGGCUAACAAGUUUCUGAGCGAUAUUGCGUACAAUCUUCAGAAGCGUAAGUGUGAGAUCCUUACAAAGAAGCUCAACAUCACAGUAGGACGCUCGGCAUACCUUUACAUGGUGGUUGACUUCCGUGGCGUCCUCCGAGAGAACGAGGUGCACAUUGGCUUUUCGACAGCUUUCCAGGCCGAUGAGAAUUGGGCCAGAACGAUGGUCCAGGGUCCCGUUCUGGUUGCACGAUCUCCAGCGCAUUUCGUGUCCGAUAUUCAGAAGGUUCAGGCAGUGUUCAAGCCUGAGCUUGCCGACCUCACGGAUGUGGUGGUGUUCUCUAGCAAAGGUGAUGUCCCGCUCGCCGAGAAGCUGUCAGGUGGUGACUACGAUGGAGAUUUGGCAUGGGUUUGUUGGGACACCCGCUUCGUGGACAACUUCGAGAACGCCGUGGUACCGCAGCAACCCGACCUUUCGCAGUGGAUGUCUCGAGACAAGGAGACAUUGGAUGAAAUCCGAUCGAAGCACGCGGAAGCCGAGAAGCCCCUGGCGAGCGCUGUGGCGGAGAUGAUGCGAAAGUGCUUCGAGUUCAACCUUAGCAAGAGCAUGUUGGGCAUCUGUACGAAUUAUAAGGAGCGAUCAUGCUACCACAAGAACACCGUUUGCGAUGAUGCGGCAACAGUCCUCAGCACUCUCCUCAGCAAUCUCGUUGAUCAAGCCAAGCAGGGCAUUGUUUUCACCGAGCCCGAUUUUCGGCGCUUACAGCAAGAUCUCCGUCUCCCGUCUUAUGCGGAAGACCCGCUUUACAAGAGAGAGCGUUUACCAGAUGGGCACCAGUAUGAGCACAUUAUCGAUCAUCUCAAGUUCAACAUUGCCAGGCCGACUAUCGACACUGAGCUGAGUACAUUCCACGCUGCAUUGGGGCUGAACAAGGCGGCAGAAGAGGGGCCUUCACACUGGGAUAAAGACCUUGCUUCUUGUUAUAAAGAGCUAGUUGAUCUGACCACACCAAGCAAGCUCGUCGCUCGUCUCAAGGAUGAUAUCCAGGCUGUGGCCAGUCGUUGGGACACUCUUAUGCAGACACGCGACGACACUAUUGGCUUUCCGGAGAAAGUAGCGCGAAUUUACGCGCUGUGGCAGGAAAUCGCGCCCCAAGAGGAGACUUCGGGAAGCACAGUAUCCAAAGUACCGCACAUGCUGCGCUUGGGGGGCGAGACGUCACAGUGGGCUAUACUGAAAGCCAGUACUGCGUUUUACAUGUAUUGCAACCGCAGUGGCACAGGCUUGAAAAUGAAGCCACGCUUCGUCUGGCAGAUGGCCUGCCGGCAGCUUUGUUACAUCAAAGCAGAAGCGGUCACAUCAAGAGGCUUGUCUGGCGCGGUGGGCGCUCCGACAGCGGUCAUCCCCUCUAUGUAUGCAGGCUUGCGACCAGAUGCCAAGUAUGUCAAACAGGUGACUGCAAGAAUGGACGGUGGGAGUCAAUUCGGUCUCGAGGGUGAUGAAAGCGACGAGUUGGACGAGGACGAUUGA